AUGAAUGUUCUUGGUAGUCUUGGUAAAAAGGCUGUGGAAAAAGCCUAUGAUCUAGCAUCAAAAGUCGAAGGUGGCCGUGAUUAUUUAACCACUGCAGCUAAUACAGUUAAUUCAUUGGUCAAAGGCAAAGAUGCUCGUGUUUAUUUAAAACCAGGCAAUGUUAUACAAUUUGUAUCUCGGGCAUCUGCUCGUUCAAUACAAAUCAUUGUUUCAAAAGAUACAAAUGAAUUAAUAUGUGAUGCUAUUGGUGGUACUGGCCCAUUUUUUCCAAAUGCAUAUUGGCUUGUGGUUUGCGGGCAACAUAGUCGAUUUUAUUUUCAUAACAAUUAUAAUUAUCUUGGAGUUAAAAAUGGUAAAAUUGCCAUUAUUCCAUCAUCAUCUACUGAAAAGCCACCCAGCGAAGCCGAAUUUCGUGUUCAAGAUGUCUUAGGUUCAGCUCAAGCUAUUUAUCUUGAAUCAGCAAAUGUACCAGGAUAUUUUCUCAGUUUUGAUGACGAAGGUACACCUGCUGAUGGAGUUAAAACAAAGAAUAAAGAAAAACUUUUUCAAUUCGAAAUUCAAUUGAUUGCUUACGGACCUGGUAUUCAACCUGAAAAAGAUGAUAAUACAAUCGAAAAACCUACUGAAGCAUCUCCACCACCGUAUUGGCAAGUAUCAGGUGGAGCAACAUCAACAUCAACCUCACUACAACAACCUCAAGCUACAUCAUCAACAUAG
Rotaria socialis is the source of this 717-nucleotide messenger RNA. The record is from the annotation of a GenBank genome assembly. NCBI's taxonomy places the organism in Eukaryota, Metazoa, Rotifera, Eurotatoria, Philodinida, Philodinidae.